This is a messenger RNA of Clonostachys byssicola, 1662 nucleotides long. The record is from the annotation of a GenBank genome assembly. NCBI's taxonomy places the organism in Eukaryota, Fungi, Ascomycota, Sordariomycetes, Hypocreales, Bionectriaceae.
AUGUCUGCAAAUCAUGAGCCCGUCAAGGUUGACCAGUCUUCCAAGACUGGGUCCAUAGAGAAGGAACCCAUUGGCUCCAUGGAGAGGGUCGGCAGCGUCGUUGACGCCGACGUCGAGGAGAAGAAUGGACAGUUCCACCGUUCUUUCACACCUCGCCAAGUCCACAUUAUCUCUCUCGGAUCGAAUAUCGGCAGCGGUGUCUUUAUCGCUACCGGUAAGGCUCUCGCCACCGGUGGGCCUGGCAACAUGGUCAUCGCCUAUCUCAUGGUCUGUAGCUGUGUCUGGUCCGUCCUCCAGACACUUUCCGAGAUGACCAUCGCCUUCCCCGUCUCCGGAAACUACAUCGACUACGCCGACCGAUGGGUCGACCCUGCCCUGGCUUUUGGUGCUGGUUUCGCAGAAUGGCUGGGCUGGACCGCAAUCGUCGCCGCUGAAGCAAGCUUCUUCCACAUUCUCAUCGGUUUCUGGUCCGGAGGCAGUUUCCCUCUCGCAGCAACGAUCAGCUUAUUCCUGGUCGCCUGCCUCGUCAUUUUCCUUCUUCCGAAUACGGUCUUCGCUUGGUUCGAAUACGUCACAUCCAUCAUCAAGAUCUUCUUGUUCCUCAUAAUUAUCUUUCUUUCAUUGGCUAUGGUGCUCGGAGCAGGACCUAAUGGCAAGAUGCACCACGGAGAGACAUGGACGGACUUCCCAGUGUUCCUCAACGGCUUCGGAGGCUUUGCCAACUGCGCCCUCCUUGCUGUUUGGGCUGUUGGUGACCAGGUCUUCAUCGGUAUCAUGGGAGGUGAAGCUGAGAGCCCUCGCUUUUCCAUGGCCCACGCGACAAAACUUGUGCCCUUCCGCGUCAACUUCAUCUACAUGCUUAGCGUUAUCUUCGUCACUCUUCUUGUGCCAUCCAACGACGCACGUCUGCUAGGUGGCGGUGGUGUUGCGGCCUCUCCAUUCGUCAUCGCUGUGCAGGACGCUGGCAUUCCGGCCAUUGGAUCCAUUCUGAACGCUGGUAUGAUGGCCGGUGUCCUCGCUAUUGCCGCUGAGUCUGUGUAUCUGUCUUCUCGAGUUCUCCGAAGCAUGGCCAACCAGAAGCUCAUUCCCGAACGUUUCGCUGGAGUCGAUGCCCAGGGACGUCCCAGGUGGGCUCUCCUGAUUACCAGCUUCUUCGCCAUUCUCCUCUCUUAUAUUCAGCUUUCUGCCGGUGGUCUCGUCGUCUUCAACUGGUUGAUUGGCAUCACCAGCGCCUCAUUCUUCACCAACUGGAUCAUCAUCUCUUUCACCAACUGGCGCUUCCACUGCGCGCUCAAGGCCCAGAACGAUCAGCUCUUUGGCGAGACAUAUGCCUGGAAGUCCUCUCUCUGGCCCCUGGCCCCCGCCGCCUUGAUGAUUGUCUCCCUUGUGCUUCUCGUCUGCUGCUUCUUUGCCGGAGUUGCCCCCGUUGGCGGUCUUGGAUUCUCUGCCGAGAACUUCUUCCAAUACACAUUCGGUUUCCUCGUCAUCGUCUUCUUCACUAUCGGCUACAAGGUCAUCUUCCGAACUCCAUGGCGCGACCCAGCCACUGCUGAUCUCGUCACCGGCCGACGAACCCUCGGCGCCGAGGAGAUCCAGCAGCUAGACGACUACUACAGACAGCCUCCUUUCAGGCGAUUCCUGACAUAUGUCCAGCUUUGGUAG